Umbelopsis ramanniana AG is the source of this 408-nucleotide messenger RNA. RefSeq lists its product as uncharacterized. NCBI's taxonomy places the organism in Eukaryota, Fungi, Mucoromycota, Umbelopsidomycetes, Umbelopsidales, Umbelopsidaceae. The transcript is spliced from 2 exons. The record is from RefSeq and is a predicted model, not a curated record. The coding region runs from base 86 to 310 and encodes 74 amino acids.
GAAUAAUUUCACCGUCCGCUUGGCGAUAUUCCUUGGCUGUGACAGCUCGGCAUGGCGUCUUUACUCUUGUUCCAUCUCUUUCAUCAUGGUUGUCGAUAACAUGCUGACUAUCUCUGGAGGAUUCUUCUCCUUGGUCCUUCUCAUCCUUGAUUUCAUUGCCAUCUUUGAGAUUCUCAACUCCACUCGCACUACUGUCAACAAGGUUCUGUGGAGUUUGUUCGUCUUCUUCUUCCCUGUUCUCGGCUUGCUUUGCUACUUCAUUUUCGGUGACCGUGAGCGCCAUAACCAGAGCUACCAAGCAUUGCCAUGAAACAGGCUACAAUGUUAUUUUUUUAACUCGAGUUCGAUGGCCGCCCGCUUGCACGAUGUACCACUCCGGUUAUUUCCUUAUUGAUUGCUUUUUGCCUG